CUCUCACCCCACUUACCCCGGAGAAUCAGAGAGUUAACCGGGUCGGCCUUGUCAUCCUCGGGCCCGAGUUCAAGCUCAAGCCCAUGUUCAAACUUUAAUGCCUGAUUUGUUCAAAGUAGUUAUCUGACCCCAAACAAAGCAUCUCUGAUUUACGCUAGUUCCGGCGCCAGCCCGUACGUACCUACAUUCCGCUGAACCGUCACACAAGCAACGGAGGAACCCUUUUGAGAAGCGGGCGGGACGGAAAGAAGGAAGAAGAGAAAGAAAAAAAGAAAGAACAGGAGAGGAGAAGAGGAAGCGGGAAAGAUGCUGCUCAUCGGUCUCACUGGCUCCAUAGCCACCGGCAAGUCGACAGUGUCCUCGCUCCUCUCCCAACCGCCCUACUCCCUCCCCGUCAUCGACGCCGACCUGCUGGCGCGCCAGGUGGUCGAGCCGGGCACGCGCGGCUACCGGGCGAUCGUGUCGUACUUUGGGCCCUCGACCCCGGACCUGCUGGUCCCGGCGGGGCCGGACAUGCCGGAGGACGGGCCGACGGGCAAGGGCCGGCCGCUGAACCGCCCGGCGCUGGGGCGGCGCGUGUUCGGGGACGACGAGCAGCGCCGCCGGGACCGGGCCGCGCUCAACGCCAUCGUGCACCCGGCCGUGCGCCGCGCCAUGUUCCGCGCCGUGCUGGGCUGCUACCUGCGCGGCCACCGCGCCGUCGUGCUGGACGUGCCGCUGCUGUUCGAAAGCCGGCUGGACCGGUUCUGCGGCUCCGUCGUCGUCGUCGCCGUCCGGGACCCCCGCGUGCAGAUGGACCGCCUCCGGAGCCGGGACCCCCACCUCACCGCCGAGGAGGCGGAGAACCGGGUGCGGAGCCAGGCCGACGUGAGGGACAAGGCGAGGAGGUGCGAGGCCAGGGCCGCGGCGGCCGGGAGCGGGAGCGGCGUGGUGGUCUGGAACGACGCGGGCAAGGAAGAGCUGGCCGAGGAGGUGAGGAGGGCGAUGGCGGAGAUCGAGAAGUCCAGCCCGAGGUGGUGGAGCUGGCUGCUGUGGGCGUGCCCGCCCGCCGCCGCCCUCCUGGCGCUCUGGGGGUUCUGGAGGAAUACGAGGAUCAACAAGGCGUGGGAGGAGCAGGAGCUACGGGACAAGGCAAACCUGUGAGUUACAGUUGGUAUAUCGAGGCGAGGGCUGUAUUUGCUCGGCCCAGGUGUCACCCAGGUGGUUGCGCCUGCGGGUUUUCUUUGACUGUUCUUUUUUUUUUUCUCGAGGACGACUAAGCGAUUGCAUCUUGCACGCACAACAACAAGAUUUCGCUCUUCAGUAUCCGUUAGUGGAAAAUAGCCAUUCUACUUUUUUUUCUUUUAUUGGUCACCCCGACGUUGAUUGAGCGUUUGCCAAUACCAGCGCAGCGAGCUCGCAUCAUCCCUUGUGAUUACAUUCGGCCUGAUCUCCCUUUCACUCUCACGGCGGCGUUAGUAC
This is a messenger RNA of Thermothelomyces thermophilus ATCC 42464, 1461 nucleotides long. RefSeq lists its product as uncharacterized. The transcript has a single exon. Gene Ontology annotation, molecular function: dephospho-CoA kinase activity; ATP binding. The record is from RefSeq and is a predicted model, not a curated record. NCBI's taxonomy places the organism in Eukaryota, Fungi, Ascomycota, Sordariomycetes, Sordariales, Chaetomiaceae. Gene Ontology annotation, biological process: coenzyme A biosynthetic process. The coding region runs from base 307 to 1143 and encodes 278 amino acids.